Paramuricea clavata is the source of this 261-nucleotide messenger RNA. NCBI's taxonomy places the organism in Eukaryota, Metazoa, Cnidaria, Anthozoa, Malacalcyonacea, Plexauridae. The record is from the annotation of a GenBank genome assembly.
AUGACUUCAACAACAGUUUUAAAUCUUUUGUACAAAUUCUUUGACACAAAAGGUGAUAAGUUGAAAUGGAAAGGCACUAUAGAAGACUUGAAAGCGUUUGUAUUGACCGAGAUUAACGAAGAUACCGCCGAUAAUACCUCGUGGAAGUCACCAAGUGGCGGAAAGUGGUGCUUCAAAAGUAAAGAAUUAACAGUUAUAUGGCAAAAGAAAAGUACAAACAUUCAAUUUGGUGGCGAUAAGGGGAAAGAAGUUAUAGAAUGA